AUGGAUCUCCCGCCUAUGAACUUAUGGGCAUUUUGGUCAUUUCUCUUUCUCUCUUCCUGUUUGUUCGGAUCUUCUGCUAACUUCUCCAACGAAACUGAUCGGCUUUCUUUACUGAAUUUCAAACAUCUGAUAACUGAAGAUCCUCUCAAUUCCUUGAGCUCAUGGAAUCAUACUCUCCACUUCUGUCACUGGCAAGGAGUCACAUGCGGUGGUCGCCUCCAUCCUCAAAGGGUCACCGCCUUGAACCUCACAGGCCAGAAAUUGGUGGGACCCAUAUCUCCCUUCAUACGGAACCUUACCUUCCUCAGGAGAAUCGAACUCGCGAAUAACAGCUUCAACGGGCGGAUUCCUGAAGAGAUGGGCCGUUUGUUCCGCUUGCAGUAUCUCAUGCUGACUAAUAACACAUUCACCGGAGAAAUUCCAGCAAAUCUCUCCCACUGUUCGGAACUUAAAUCCCUUUUUCUCUAUGGAAACCAUCUCACAGGGAGGAUUCCAACUGAACUUGGCUCUCUAUCGAAGCUCACCAAACUGGUCAUUCAUGUCAACAGUCUUACAGGAAGCAUCCCACCUUCACUUGGGAACCUUUCGUCUCUCAUUUGGCUUUAUCUCUCAUAUAACAGUCUGGAGGGCAGCAUUCCAGACGACCUUCGUCGGUUGGUGAGCUUAGAGGUGCUCGCUAUAGCUGUAAAUGAACUGUCGGGUACGAUUCCGCCUCAGCUAUACAAUCUCUCCUCUAUUAAUGUUUUGGACGUGAGAUGGAACAGAUUGCAUGGAAAUCUUCCACCUAACAUAGGCCUCACUCUUCCUAAUCUCCAAGGCCUCUGUGCUGCAGGAAACCAAUUCACUGGACCCAUACCAGUUUCAUUAUCCAAUGCUUCCGGACUUGCAGUUAUUAACCUUGCUAAAAAUAGUUUUAGCGGAUCUGUGCCUCUGAAUUUUGGAAGCCUCAAGGAUCUCUCUAGGUUACGUUUGUGGGGCAAUGAACUUGGAAUUGGAAAAGCUCAUGACUUGAGUUUUCUCAAUUCUUUGAUCAAUUGCAGCAGCUUACAAGUACUGGACGUGGGCUUUAACCGGUUCAGCGGUGCAUUGCCUGACUCAGUUGCUAAUCUUUCGACCCAACUGAGAGUACUAAUGUUAGACAAUAACAUGAUAUUCGGAAGCAUACCAUCUGGGAUUCAGAAUCUAAUCGGCUUAACAGUACUGGAUGUAGGGCAUAACUUUCUGACAGGUACAAUUCCCAUCAGUGUUGGGAUGCUUAACAAGGUGGAGAGACUCUACUUUAACAGAAACGAAUUAUCAGGGCAAAUUCCUUCUUCCUUGAGUAACAUCUCCCGAUUGUACAUACUCACCUUAUCUGGAAACAACCUAAUGGGGAGAAUCCCUUCAAGCCUUGGAAAUUGUGUAUAUAUGCAGUUGAUAUACCUCUAUAAUAAUAAUCUUAGCGGUACCUUACCCAAACAACUUUUCAACCUUACCUCUUUGAUCGAAUUCCAUGUUGAAAAUAACUCUUUUACUGGUAGUCUGCCACUGGAAGCUGGUUCCUUGAAUGCUCUUGGAAGAUUCAUUAUUUCUAAUAAUAAGUUAUCAGGCGAAAUUCCAAGCUCACUAGGCAAUUGUCUCAGCCUAGAGUAUCUCCAGUUGGAUGGGAACUUCUUUCUAGGAUCAAUUCCUCUAUCAUUUAGUAGUCUAAGAGGCCUUCGAUCCCUGGAUCUUUCACGCAAUAACUUGUCUGGAGAGAUUCCAAAAUAUCUAGAGAAGCUUAUUUUUCUGCAGUAUCUAAAUCUGUCUUUCAAUAAUUUCGAGGGUGAAUUACCAAAACAAGGGAUCUUCGGAAAUGCCAGUCAAGUUUCAGUACUCGGAAAUAGUAAGCUCUGUGGGGGUAUUCAAGAAUUACAAUUGCCUCCAUGCUCUAGCCAAGCUUCCAAGAAACAAGGGAUAAAGUCGAGAAAGAAGCCUUCUCCUUUGCCUUCUGCAGAGGAUCCUUUAGUGAAAGUGUCUUAUGCAGAGCUCUUUAAAGCAACAGAUGGGUUCUCUUCUGCCAAUUUGAUCGGGGCCGGCAGUUUUGCUACUGUAUAUAAAGGGAUUCUACAUCACUUUGGGACUAUGGUUGCAAUGAAAGUCUUCAACCUUCAACAGCAAGGAGCUCUAAGGAGCUUCAUGGCUGAAUGCGAAGCCUUGAGAAACAUUAGGCAUCGGAAUCUUGUUAAGAUUUUAACUUGUUGCUCAAGCAUUGAUUUUAAGGGCAAUGAUUUUAAAGCUCUAGUUUAUGAGUACAUGCCCAGUGGAAGUCUAGAGACGUGGUUGCACAAAGAUAGUCAUGAUCAGCUGACAAGGAGCUUGAAGUUUACUCAAAGGCUAAACAUUGCUAUAGAUGUGGCUUCUGCACUAGAUUAUCUGCAUAAUCAUUGCGAAACGUCAAUCAUUCAUCGCGAUUUAAAACCGAGCAACAUUCUUCUUGAUGAUGAUAUGAUUGCUCAUGUGAGUGAUUUUGGGCUAGCCAGGUUCUUAUCUGAAGUUGCUCAAACUAGUUCGCUUGGAAUGAAGGGAUCUAUUGGGUACAUUGCUCCAGGUAACAAUUUUAUCUAUUUCCUUAUAUACACACACACCAGUACCCCGGACUCCCAGUCUAUUUGCUUGUUGGAGACUGGACCUGUGACCAAACUAGGGGUCAGCGUGGUGUGUAUGUAAAAUCCACUAGUCAGGUUUAAUUUUCUAUUCUAAUCUUCCAAAAAUUUCCCAUACUGUAUAGGUCUGGUAUAAUGGAACUUCUUACUGUAUAGGUAUGGUAUUUUUAUAGUGGGUCCCAGCUGUUGAUUGGUUUAGGUUUUUAUAUGCUCCACAUAUGACUGAGGCCUGUUCCUUACGUGGGCUCUAGCAAGUGUGUUGCCUUGGCCUAAUCGUUAUGCCCACCCUUGAUUUUUAUCGGGGCCCACUUGAGUUGCAAAACAGAGUCAU
Messenger RNA from Magnolia sinica, 2955 nucleotides. Its product is annotated as putative receptor-like protein kinase At3g47110. The record is from RefSeq and is a predicted model, not a curated record. Gene Ontology annotation, molecular function: protein binding; ATP binding; protein kinase activity. Bases 1 to 2688 code for a protein of 895 amino acids. The transcript has 2 exons. Lineage: Eukaryota; Viridiplantae; Streptophyta; Magnoliopsida; Magnoliales; Magnoliaceae. Gene Ontology annotation, biological process: protein phosphorylation.